Messenger RNA from Xiphophorus maculatus (southern platyfish), 5240 nucleotides. RefSeq lists its product as uncharacterized. NCBI's taxonomy places the organism in Eukaryota, Metazoa, Chordata, Actinopteri, Cyprinodontiformes, Poeciliidae. The transcript is spliced from 6 exons. The record is from RefSeq and is a predicted model, not a curated record. Gene Ontology annotation, cellular component: SCF ubiquitin ligase complex. Gene Ontology annotation, biological process: SCF-dependent proteasomal ubiquitin-dependent protein catabolic process. The coding region runs from base 3012 to 4931 and encodes 639 amino acids.
CCCACGCAUGCACAGGGAGAACAUGCAAACUCCAUGCAGAAAGACCCCGGGCCGGGAAUCGUACCCAGGAUUCGAUUGUAGCUUGUACCCCUUGUAGCUGCAAGGCAACAGUGCUACCAACUGCGCCACUGUGCAGCCUUUAUCCACAAUGUAUUCUAUAAUAAUAAUAAUAAUAAUAAUAAUAUACUUACAAGUGCCUUAUUUACAGCUGCAAAAACGAAAAAAAGGGGGAAAGAUGUAAUACAAGCCCAGCUACUAGAGGGCAACAAAGGUUGUUCAGUUCAAUACUGCCCCACUCUGGUUUAAACCUGUAGUUCAGAUUGUUUGAAUUGGUGUCCUGUGAGAUAGUUAGCAGUAGUCAGUACCUUACUUGCAGAAGACAGACGUUUUAUCAAAGAAAAAACUGAAGAUUUAUCUUAUUUGGGGAAGGUUAGCUUCACUAAACAAAGUAAUUUUCAGUCAGAGUCAAACUUAGAAAUGUCAUGCCAGUGCUUUGUGAGCUAAUGGCGAUCUUCUUUUCCACUUGAAUAGUAUGAGAAUGUUUGGAGUAGGUUGGACUUAAACUUCAACCAUUCCCUUUGUAACUUCUAAUGGAUAGAUUGGACUUCCUCAUUAUUUUUUUUCUGAGAAAAUAAGAUAAUUUACAACAAGUUCAUUUUCCUGGAUGCAGAGGGACAUCUAAUCCUUGAGAGAAUGAUGCAUUUGAAACCCCCCCAAAACAAACUAUAAAUAUUUAGUUAGGCUGAAUUAAAUAUUUGACUAAAUGAGCAAUGAAUCAUUCUGGCGUCUAGUUAAAGGUGUGUCCCUUCCACAUCAAUAUAUAAUUGUUCCCAUGUGAAUAGCCUAUUGUGGAGCUUGUUCCUGUCCUCUAGAUAAAAUUGGCCUAUGUUUCUAUUUAUAUAAAUGUGAUACAAAAAAAAAUCAUACAAAAGCGAAUGAAUGGCUUUUGUAGCUUAUUUCUAAAAAUAAAGCAGUCUGUUUUUUUGCCUAUUUGUUGCAGAUUCUCAUCUCUCAGUUUCUCUUUUCAAUCAGUUUUUUUCAUCAUCUUAAUGACUUAAUAACAUUUACACAUAGCUGAUCAUGAGACACAGACUACUGAUGCAAGUCAGUAAGGAAAUGAGACCUAGUUUUAUCUGCCUUCAUGAUCUGUGUUUCGCAGUAAGUAAAGCAGUAAUAGUUGAGGGCCGCUCAUAAAAAUAUAUCAUUAUUUAUUUAGUCGUUUAUGUCUUCAAGAAAGAACAGUCUUGUUUGCACUGACUUUUAUGUUCUCAAUGAGGAACAGAAAGUUUUAGGAGGUCUUUUUCAGGAUGUGUGAUUGCUUAAUUAUAUGGGAAGGGUUGAGAGGCUGGUUACCAAAGGUUUUUUAGCUUGUCAAUGGCCUCUAGAAAAAUAAUUUUCAUAUCCAUGGGUCCUAUUGCUCGCCCUGACUGAAAGAUGAGAUUUAUGAUGUGAAAACAGUUAGCAACCACCAAGUCAAACAAAAACGCUGUGGAUGAAGAACGUUUUUUAUUCCACAAUGCGCUGAACAGCAGAUCUAGCAAGUUUUCACUCGUGAGUUCUGUGUGUUCAUUUCCAGCAACUACAAUGUUUUCCUUUAGAUACAUGAUAUUAUGAUAAAUCUUUAUUUAUGCUUUCUGUGUUUUUCUUUUUUUUUUAUUUCACUCAGUAAAAUGGGCACAAGAAGUAAACGCCUGCUUUAUGUAUAUUCAGUGGUCGCAGUUCUUCUAUAAUCAGCAGUUCUCGAACAGUUCGGUUGUGUGUGCUUUCUCACAUGUUUACGAUGUUUAAAUCGAUGUUAUUCACAAUUUAGACGGCGAAGUGCCGACAUGUCAUAAAUCUGACUUAUUUUGAAUGUCGUUGGAAAUACCUGCGACCUUUGAACGUAUCAGAUACUACAGUGGGGACUUUAAGCCCUGCGUAAUGUCUUUUAGGCUUAAAUUGGGCUACUGUGAACCACUGGCUCAUCCUCAGCGAAAGUUUUAACAGAUUUAAUGUUUAUGUGUAAUGUAGAACUGAAACCAUAACUAUUGUUUGAGAGACUGCAUUGUUUUAUUUGCAUCCACCUGGAGGGAGAGCUCCCGCGAGACUAAACUCAGAUUUCAAGCACUGUUAGAUCUGGAAGGUAUGAUAGCGACAAUAUUGGCUGUUUGGGAGGUCCAUUCAUGGUGGGGCUUAGUGGUUCGUAGUCAUCAGCCAAUGGAUUAAUGACUUAAAAUGAUUACUGAAACUCUGAUACUUAAAUGUGUCCGUUUCGGCCUGCCUCUUCACAAAGCAUUUUCUUGUUAAUUGUUGCUUUAUGUGGAAUAAAUGGACUUAUUCCAUACGGGUGUUAGGGUAACGAAUAUGGUAAACACGUUAAAAGGAUGACUUUGAAUAAAAUCGAAUCAAAUCGAAUUCACAAAUAACUUAUCUAUUCCAAAGGGAAAUUAAAUGUUGUAACUCAUUAAUUCAAAUCCUUCAAAAAGUUAUUCUAGAUAGUGAUGGGAAAGAUCUCUUGUAGCAGUCUGUAUUACAGUGAAUUUGAAGAAGCCUCUGACUGAAGGCACUCUGUUUUCCCAAGUCAGUCUCAUGAAGAGGAUGGUCAGAGUUGUCCGUAGUUUUCUUGAUUUUGUGAAGAAUACUUCUUUGCGUCAUUAUCUCCAGAGGUUCAAAACAUGAUCAGCUGUCUUAUGUGAUGUCAGAUGUGAGUGAAAAUGUAGAUUUUUUAUCUUGAUUGAAUAAUUACUUACUGCAAAACAACAAACCAGAUAGAAAAACUGUGUAUGACAUUGUAUUUAGUAGGUGACCAAAUAUAUAUAUAAAAAAAAGAAACAGAUUGAUUUAGAGAGAAAUCCUACUGGUGGCUUUAAACCUAGUUAGUUACAGUAAUGAACCAAUUUGUAUGAAAAAAAUCUGUUUAGAAAAACUAAACACCAUUCCAUGUUUAUCGUGUUUUCUCAUGUAAAAAGCUUUGUUCAUGUGCAGAAGCGUUCAGUGUCUCCUGCAGCUCGGACACUAGCUGAAAGCCCAUCAUGCCUCUGUUUCGGGCUUUGGAUGAACAGGCAGAGGCAAAGGCUCGGCCCAGGCGGAGGGGCCUGAGGAACACCAAGGCCACUGGAAGCUGCUGGAGGAUGCGUGAUGAUGACCGGGUCCUUUCUCUGACACGCCUCUGCCUGUUGAGCCUCGCUGACAAUAUGAAGGACCUGUGGGUGAAAGACUAUGCUGACAACUAUCUUGAUCAUUAUUCAUUCAGAUACAUCAUGGGGCCUUUCAACCUACUACCUGGUGAGCUGGUGGAGGAGUUGAUGUGGCUGCUGUCCAAUAGAAAGCAGCUGUCUCGGGCAGCGCUCCACCUCCUGCUGGUCCCCCACCUCCAGGGUCUGUCCCUAGAGAGGUGUCCUGGCUUGGUGACCCCGGCAUUGUGUGCUCACAUUGCUGCCCGUUGCCAGGGUCUGCGGAGUCUGGACCUGUCUGGAGCACAGCAGUUACCCCCAAAGGCCCUCUGUGAAACCAUGUCCAGUCUACCUGCUGUGCGGUCGCUGUCCUUGGCCGGCAUGCCUUGUGACAGGAGUGUGAUCCAAACGGUUGCCCGCCACUGCCGUUUGCUGCAGCACCUCGACGUGUCCCGCUGUCACCUCCUCUCCCCGGCUGCUCUGCUUCCUCUCAGCGGUGUGGUUUUGAGGCCAUCCUCGUCCUCCUUUUCUUCAACCUUGCCUCCUCUCCCGCUCAGCAGCCUGUUGGCUCUGGAUAUUGGGUUUGGGGAACAGGAAGAAGACUCUACCGUGGCAGCAGCCUAUCUCCUUCUCUCUCUGCCUUGCUUGAAAAGAGUGGCCUUGGAGGGCCUUGGACCGGCCUGCCGUCUCAUCGAGCAGAGGGAGUUCAGCCAGGCAGAUGAAUUUGCUGACAGGGAAGGUCUUUCCAGCCUGCACCUCAUGUGGAGGGAAAGGCUGCUCGGGCAGAGCUCGGAAAGUUGGAUGACGAUGAGAGGGGAAGAAUCUACUGAUAAUGGAGAGGUGGAGAGCCCAUUAUUGGAGGAGGACGGCUGUGACACUGAAGAAGAUUUAAUCAAAGAUGAGUGGCCUUUUUGCUUACAAAUCCAAACAGAGGAUAGGAUGCAGAAUUUGUCCCAGUCAGGCCUGAUCCUGCAGCUCAAAGACGUUAAAGGUGUAACCUGUGAGUCUCUGAGGAGUUUAGGAAAUUUGUGUCCAGGUUUAAACUCUUUAUCCAUGAACAUAGGCAAACAGGGGCCACUAUUAACUGCUGAUCUCCAGACGUGGUCAGGCCAGCUGCUCAAUCUUUCAUUUAUUUACUCUGGCCCAGUGGUAGAUCUUCUUCCUGCCUUGCAAGUCGCAGGUUGCUCACUGAUCUCUCUGACGUUGGAGGGGGUGAAAACCAGCCCUGAUACCCCACUACUGGAGCUUAUCAGAGUCUGUCCCAGACUCAGAGACCUCCUUAUCUCUGCUGAGCCUCCCGCUACACCACAGUACGAAACUAAUGACAAUCAGCAGGAUGAUCAAGAUCUCCCAAAGCUGCCAAAUCUCCGCUCUCUCAAGCUCAGUUUCUCCUAUGAGCACAACCAAAUGAAGCCCUUGAUGUACUGGAUGUCCCUAAAGGAAGUGAUCAGGUGUCUCCUGAUUGGCUCUCCUUUACUCGAGAAUCUCUCUUUGAUCUCCUUGCCAUGCCCUUUGAACUGCGUCAUACAGGACACCCUGCGUAGUGUGAAUCUGGAUAUGAAUCCCAAUGCAGAUUCCUCUGGCUUACCGCCACCGCCACUUGGAAGGAUCGAGCAUAUUGAUCUGCUGCGAACAGAUGUGCAGAUGAGCACUGUGAAGAGCGUGAUGCGACUGAGCAAGAGGCUCAAGUACGUGGAUGUAAGUUACUGCUGGCGGAUCAGUCAGCGUGAGUGGCUAGACUGCAAGAAGUUCAGACAAGUCGAAGUUGUCUGGGUGUAAUAAAAAGAGGGGAGGAUUUUAACACUAAGGCGUCUUAUAGGGAAUCAAAAUACACUUUUACAUGUUAAAUUGUAUAUUUAUCAUAGUCUCUUUGGAUAAUUUAUGUUUGUUUUUUGUAACAGACUGAUCUUUUUAAUUCACUAUUAUGGAAAGUUGUAUUUUAAUAACCAAUUUAUAUUAACUUUACCCUCUGAAUAUACUUGUGACGCGACUGAAAAACAAACAUGUAAAGUGUUUGAGAAAUCAUGUGGAAAUCACCAUAUUUUUUUCUUUUUAUGAAACUGACAAUAAAUUCACAUUGGAUUGAAA